AUGCACCUCCUCAAUCUCCUCAUCCUCCCCCUCCUCCCCCUCCUCACCACCGCUCAAACCGAACCCUCCACCCCUCCGACUCCCACCCCAACCACCCUCCAAACCGUCAUCUCCGCCGCCGCCGGCCCCGCCAUCGCAGCAGCGGCCGCCGCCCCCUCGCCCACCCAACCCGGCAUCGCCGCCAACUGCAACGCCUUCCACCUCGUCUCCAGCGGCGAAACCUGCACGACCAUCGCCGCCGCCGCCGGCAUCUCCCUCGCCAACUUCUACGCCUGGAACCCCAGCGUCGGCACCGGCUGCGACACCCUCUGGCUGGGCUACUACGUCUGCACGGGCGUGAGUCCCACCUCCACGCGCCCGGCGACAUCCACCACCGCGACGGCGGUCGCCACGCCCUCGCCCACCCAGUCCGGCAUGGUGGGCAACUGCGGGGCGUUCUAUUUGGUCGCCACGGGGGAUACGUGCACCACUAUUGCGCAGAAGGAGGGCGUGUCGGUCCAGAAUAUUAUCUCGUGGAAUCCGGCCGUCGGGACGGGCUGUACGAAUCUGUGGUGGGGGUAUUAUAUUUGUGUGGGGACUUUGUAG
This is a messenger RNA of Aspergillus heteromorphus CBS 117.55, 585 nucleotides long. RefSeq names its product LysM peptidoglycan-binding domain-containing protein. The record is from RefSeq and is a predicted model, not a curated record. The coding region runs from base 1 to 585 and encodes 194 amino acids. The transcript has a single exon. NCBI's taxonomy places the organism in Eukaryota, Fungi, Ascomycota, Eurotiomycetes, Eurotiales, Aspergillaceae.